This is a messenger RNA of Nelumbo nucifera (sacred lotus), 3969 nucleotides long. Lineage: Eukaryota; Viridiplantae; Streptophyta; Magnoliopsida; Proteales; Nelumbonaceae. The record is from RefSeq and is a predicted model, not a curated record.
UCUUACAAAGCUCGAUUGCCACCUAAGCAACAUCGUCGAGCUGGAAGGAAAAUGUUAAGAACCGAUGAACGUUGAACAGGAAAUGCUUUUCAUCAGGCUUGAAGUUGAAGCUCGUUAGCUCAAGUUGAGGUUUCUCUGUUCUCAAGCAUGUCCAUUUGCGAAACGGACACGCGGGUAAAUUCAAUUGAAGUCAACUUGGUAAAGUCGUUUUUGUUUGCGAUCUAAUAUUUCUAAUCUGACACGAAUGUCGCCAUUAUGAUCUUUGCAGGAUUUUCUUUCUUUGAUUUCGGUUCAUUUUUUAGUAUUUUCUUUUAAAUUCUUUACUGGUGUAGUUUCGUUUCUUUUGUUGCUGUAAGUUUGAAGUUUUAUGAUUGCAGAAAGAAUAAUAUGUUUUUGUAGUAAAUGAUUUUUCUUUUUGCUUGCACAAGAAGAUUGGAAGUUGAUUUUGUUCGAAUUGACUCUCUCUUCUUCUACUUCUGUUGUUAGACCUUUUAGUUUCUCGGGUAAAUAGUGAUAAGAGGAUUUGAUGGUUAGGGUUUAUUGCAUGUUUAGAUCUCCUGAAUCAGUUUUCUCGGAAUGUGGUGGUUUAGGUCCUGGUUAUUAGAUUGAGGACUUGUCUUUUGAAAUCACACUCUUAUUGUUCAAUCUUUUCCUGUAUGAUACUCGGAUCAUUCUGUUCCAAACUUGCAUGCCGUUUUCCUUGCUUAUUUUGGCUAAAUUCGACGACACUAGUAAAUUUUUUUUUUCUUUAUUUCGAUUUUUGGUAGCCAUUUUCUGUCACUCGUUCUCUCUUUCUUUUUUUUCCCUUUUUUCUUUCCCGGGGUGAGUGUUAAUUGAAAUGUAUCGCAUAUAAGGUUAAGGAUUAUGAUAUUAAUGAUAAUGAUUUGAAGGUGCAUUCUGAGUUUUAUCAAGUAGGUACGAAAAUAUCGGUGUGAAGCUUUAAUUCUAUGAUUCUGGGCCCGUUCUAGAGGGCUGAAGUUUUGACUGAGCUGGUUUAAUUGAGCUGCUUUGGAGAAGCCACUAAAAAAGCUUGAGCGGAAAGCCACAUUUUUUGGCUGUAACAUAACUAUUUUGUGGUCCGUUUAGGUUGGUUCAGCUGCUUUGAAGCGCUCGUUGGGUGGAGUGUGUCAAGGAGUUGUUUUGUACUAUGGGUUAUGGGGCAAGCUGAUUUGGGCUCUCCAGAUUUUUCACCAAACAUAGCUUAUAGGCUGUCCACGUGCGACCCACCUCAGUAAUCCAGAAGCCACUGCACUUCAUCCCUCCAAAAUGGGCACUUGGGCUUUCAUGAUUUUCACCUAAUAUUGAUUAUUGGCUGUCCAGGUGGGGUCCACCUUGUAAAGCCAGAAGCUGCUACAUGAAAGCCCUCCCAAAUGCACAUUCUGUCAUUUUCCACAUUUUUAGUUGUCAAGGUACUCUAAUCAGAAGAUUUAAAUCUUUCGAAGUUCAAUUCAUAUUCAGAGUGACACAUUUCUUCUUCAAAUACUUUAUGGGCUAAUAUAAUUGCUCCCAGCUGAUAGUGAUUUCUUUUCUACUUUGGUAACCUAUGCUAUUUCUAUGAAUAUGGAGCAUCUGCAUCAAUUACAGAAGCUAUGUCAGGUUGAAACCAAAAGAUUGCUUUUGGUGAUGGGGAUAAUAGCUUUUACUAUAAUACUAGUUCAAUCCGUUUCACUUCCAUACAGAAAUGUCUUAUUGUCUUUAUUUCCUACUAGUAGAACUCUGGGACUUGGAAAAAGUGGCCUUGCACAUGAUGAUUCAAUCCCUGAAUCUGAAAUGGUUCAUAACUCAUCCCUCCUAAAUGAUUCAAACUCAAAUAAUUCAACCAUGCCUCCAGGGGUGGUGACAAAUUUUGGGGCUUCCCAUACGGGGGAAGAAAUUAAGGAUGGAAAUGAAACGAAGAGAAAGGAUGAAGACCAUCAGAAUGGACUGAAAUCAGAGGACGUAGGCCCAGAGAAUGCUACUGAACUAUACAGGAAUAAAGAUCUGUCUAAAGAAUCUUCAUCAGUGAGAAUUUUAGAUUUGGAUAAAAAUUCAACUAUGGGGGAUGCUAAGGAUAGAGACAACAGUUCUGCACAGGCAAAGGCUGGGGAAACACAGGAUAAAGGCAAUUUCACAAAAUUGGAUGGUAACUUUCCACUAGACAAUGUUCAGAAAGAAAAUAACAGUGUGGUGCCAGAGAAAAUUGGAACCACAGCUCUGGGUACAUCACCUCCAUUUGCAUUACCACCAGAAGAUUCAAGUAGUGGAACUUUUCUAAGAAAUUUGGAUGCAAAUUCAAAUACUUCAAUCCCAUCUGUCAACUCUAAUACAUCUUCUGUGAUCAAGCAAUCAGUAGAAGCAAUUCCUAAUGAUGAAAAAUCUCAGGCAUUGCUAAGUGGUCCAUCAAUGCCAGUUGGUAACUCUACAAUCACUAAUAACCCUGUAACAAACACACCAAAGAGUGAUGUGCUGUCAUCAUCAAUAAUGUCUCUAUCUGACAUGAACCAUUUAUUAUCUCAAAGCCGUGCUGCUUCUCAGCCCAAGACUCUGCAGGGUUCUUCUGCACGAGAUCAGGAACUUCUACUUGCAAGAUCACAAAUUGAGAACUCUCCUAUAGUAAAGAAGGAUAUAGAACUUUAUGCACCUCUAUUUCGAAAUGUUUCCAAAUUUAAAAUGAGUUAUGAACUGAUGGAACGCAUGCUCAAAGUCUACAUCUACAAAGAAGGAGAAAGGCCUAUCUUUCAUCAGCCACCACUCAAAGGAAUAUAUGCUUCUGAAGGAUGGUUUAUGAAACUGAUGGAGGCAAACAAACAUUUUGUGGUGAAGGACCCUAGAAAAGCUCACCUGUUUUACUUACCUUUUAGUUCACGAAUGCUAGAGGAGACCUUGUAUGUGCCCAAUUCACACAAUCAAAAGAACCUGAUCAAGCAUUUGAAGAAUUACAUCGACAUGAUUGCUGCAAAAUAUCCUUUCUGGAACAGAACUGGUGGAUCAGAUCAUUUUCUUGUUGCUUGUCAUGACUGGGCCCCAUCUGAGACAAGGCAGCAUAUGGCUCUCUGCAUCAAAGCUCUUUGCAAUGCAGAUGUAAGUGGAGACUUCAAAAUAGGGAAGGAUGUUUCUCUUCCAGAGACAUAUGUGCGUGUUCCAAGGGACCCUCUCAGAGAUCUUGGGGGCAAGCCUCUUUCCAAGAGAUCAAUUCUUGCCUUCUUUGCAGGGAGCAUGCAUGGAUAUGUUCGUCCCAUCCUAUUGAAAUAUUGGGAGAACAAAGAUCCUGAUAUGAAGAUCUUUGGGCGGAUGGGUCGCAGCGGAAAGAGCAAAAUGAAUUACAUUCAACACAUGAAGAGCAGCAAAUACUGUAUUUGUGCGAAAGGUUACGAGGUCAACAGCCCCCGGGUGGUUGAGGCUAUCUUCUAUGAAUGCGUCCCUGUGAUCAUAUCAGACAAUUUUGUUCCUCCUUUCUUUGAGGUUCUAGACUGGGAAGCAUUUUCCGUAUUUGUCCUGGAGAAAGAUAUUCCCAAUUUGAAGAAUAUACUGCUUUCAAUCCCAGAGGAGAAGUACCGCAGGUUGCAGCUGGGGGUAAAGAAGGCGCAACGGCAUUUUCUUUGGCACACAACGCCUGUCAAGUAUGAUAUCUUUCACAUGAUCCUUCACUCUGUUUGGUACAAUAGAGUUUUUCAGAUUGGAACAUGAGAACCAGGAGAGAUAUAAGGUAUUGACGGAUCACACAUUUAAAGUACCUCUUCUUUCUGAAGUAGAAAUUAGAAAGAGCUUAAGGCCAGAAGAGGGAGAAUGGAGCAAAGAGGAAUUUGGCAUUCAUGUCUAAUCAGCCAUUUCUUUUGAUCAUGAUUCAGGAUUCAGGAAGAUGUGGAUACAAAGCAGAUAUUUGAUGUGAAAUGUGGCAUUAAAAAAUACAGGAGAUGGAACAAUUUCUUGUAGAUGAUGGUCUGAGGUUGUAGUGCGUCAUUUUUUUAUGGAUGUUGUGGUGUGCCAUUA